Molecule: messenger RNA, 949 nt
Organism: Vigna umbellata (rice bean)
Lineage: Eukaryota; Viridiplantae; Streptophyta; Magnoliopsida; Fabales; Fabaceae
Source: RefSeq, a predicted model, not a curated record
UAUGAAGCUUACAUUGUAAAAUCUAUUGAUGCUUUACUUUUGUUUUCCUGUUUUACAUCAGAAAAGGAGAACCUAUGUCUAUAUGGAUUCCCCAAUGAACAAUGGGAAGUUAAUUUGCCAGCUGAAGAAGUUCCUCCAGAACUUCCCGAACCUGCAUUGGGCAUAAACUUUGCUAGGGAUGGGAUGCAAGAAAAGGACUGGUUAUCUUUAGUUGCUGUUCACAGUGAUGCAUGGCUACAGUCCGUGGCUUUCUACUUUGGAGCGAGAUUUGGUUUUGAUAAAGCUGACAGGAAACGCCUAUUCACUAUGAUUAAUGAUCUGCCUACUAUAUUCGAGGUCGUAACUGGAUCUGCAAUGAAACAGGCCAAGGAGAAGUCAUCAGACCGCAACAGCAGCAAAUCAAAGUCCGGUUCAAAACGAGGAUCUGAAUCUGUGAAGUAUGUAAAACAAGAAGUGAAGGAGGAGGAGGUAUUGGACGAAGAAGUAGACGAGGAACACGGAGAGACCUUGUGUGGCGCUUGUGGGGAGAACUACGCAUCCGAUGAGUUCUGGAUUUGUUGCGACAUAUGCGAGAAGUGGUUUCAUGGGAAGUGUGUGAAAAUCACUCCUGCCCGGGCCGAGCACAUCAAACACUACAAGUGCCCCUCAUGCAGCAACAAGAGAGCAAAACCUUGAUAUCAUAUAUAAGUGGUGUUAUGGGGUAGGUAUCAGACCCCUGUAAAUCAUGCUGGACUGCUAACUUGUUAGUUCCUUAGGCAUUCUGCAUUGUGCCCUGUUGGUGCAUCCUAGGUAUUCACUAGUGUUGUCUAGUCAACUCAAUGUGGAUAUAAUUAUUCAACAUUUGAUAGUUUUCUGCUUCUGAACUUCUAUGACCUGUUCCCCUGCAUUGGGAUAUGUUUGUUCUUAGUACCUGACAACAUAUGUGCAGCAGCUUCAUUUGUGCUUGUUA